Nerophis lumbriciformis (worm pipefish) is the source of this 1725-nucleotide messenger RNA. The record is from RefSeq and is a predicted model, not a curated record. NCBI's taxonomy places the organism in Eukaryota, Metazoa, Chordata, Actinopteri, Syngnathiformes, Syngnathidae.
AUGUCGACAGGCGACACUUGGCAUGAUGACCUUGCCUUGGCACCAUUGAGCAAUAAGGCCAGCACUGGAAGCUAUGAUAGUGUGAUCACCUUGAACUCUGUCUGUAGCGAGGACAGCAUGGAGCACUUAUCUGCUGAGGAGAGGGCGUGCAUCAUGUAUCUGGAGCAGACCAUUGAAGCACUUGAGGUGCAGGAGGACAGUGGACUAUCCAAUGAUGAACCAGACUCAGGAAGUCUUCUGAAGAAGAUGGGUCUGAAUUCAAUCAAUGAUACUUCCGCUUUUGACUUUGAGUCUGGAAUGGAAAAGCGACCUGAGACCUUGCCUGCAGUUCCAGUUGGCUUUCCAUUGAAGGAGUCUGACUAUAUAACAUUAACAAAAGAAAACAGAGCUGAGGAUCAUCUUUUAAAUCAAACCUAUGAACCAAACCACACCGUUGCCCCUGAAGCCAGCACAGAUGGUCUUACAACUUCAACAACUUCAAAAUUCAUAUCACGACCCCACUUUCAGGUUACCGAUUCAGUCACUGAUAGCAACAUUCCACUCGAUACAAAGGGACUGUGUUCAUCCACCAUUGGAGACUCUUCAUCACUGACACUCCCUUCAGUCCCUGACAAUCCCUACGCUCUUGACAUGGAUGUAGGUCUGAUUCCCCCUCCGUCUGACUUUAUGGAUGAUCCGGUACCUGAUUCAAAGUUUACGGAUCUUGGUCCGGAGUUUGUUCUAGAGAAUGAUCCAAAGCCUAACAGUGUCAAAGCCCCUUUUCACUCCAAGUACAGCAUACCAGUCUCUGCUGACCUGAAGGGAUUUUACCAGAAUGCCUUAAAGAAGAAUCCUUCAGUUAGCCCCUCUACAAACCAAAGACAUCCAGACAAGCUUCCAAUCAUCACACGUCCGAGUCUCCCUGCUUUGGAGCCUGUUCUACCUGUGAUCCUUCAUCCUGACUCAACAGAGCUCAAGAUUCCACCCUUUGUGGCUCCUAAACCAAAAAGAUCUUCAAUCAAGAUGCCAUACCACAUGCAAACAUCAGAACCUAAUUCACCCAUUGGUAAUGGUGACCGCCAACUAUCAGACCAAGACAUAGUCCACAUUCAGGCCCUUCAGAAGCUUGGCCUGCUUAAAGAUUUGAAUAAAGAUUUGGACCCUACCCUGAAUCAUAAGCUUUCACCACAAACUCGAAAGUCAUGGGCAGAUCUACCAUCCGCAUGCAGUCCGUCACUUCUACGUCCAUCCAAUCGAAAAUCAUCAUUUAUUGCAUCAAGUCAUGCAUCACUAGGCUCCCCCUCAACUACCUCAGCUCCCUCUUCAUUCACUGAGCGAUCCAGACAUCGCUUGUCACAUCGUGAAACAUAUCCCACGAACGAUGUUUUAACAAGUUCAACUCAUACUCAGGUGAAAUCCCCUCGUCUCACGUCUUCGGAUCUAAUCAGACAGUUAAAAAAAGUCCCAGGUGCCCAGUCAGGUGCUGUGGAGCACUCCGACCUCCAAUUAAGCCAGCCGACAGCUCAUCAAGACAGAAAUAGCGUUGAGCGGUACCUUAGUCAUGCCGACAGCCAUGGCUUUCGGAGACGGUCUUCCUACAACUCUGCCUUGCAGCACCCAGGGGGCGCUAACAAUCUCCGGCGGUCACAUGGCAUUAGUGUGCUGAUAAGCCCUCGGGAUGAAAAUGGAGUGGACCCAGAAGCCCUGAAGAAACUCGGGACUAAACAAACCCUACAUCCCUCUUAA